Messenger RNA from Scatophagus argus, 1968 nucleotides. It is a transcript of the gene slc6a19b, whose product is annotated as solute carrier family 6 member 19b. Gene Ontology annotation, biological process: sodium ion transmembrane transport. Gene Ontology annotation, cellular component: membrane. The coding region runs from base 84 to 1964 and encodes 626 amino acids. Lineage: Eukaryota; Metazoa; Chordata; Actinopteri; Scatophagidae. The transcript is spliced from 12 exons. The record is from RefSeq and is a predicted model, not a curated record.
AUAUUGCAGGAUCACACAGUGUGAGAUUCACAUCCCAGCGCUGCACUGUCGUGUCCCUGCAAUACUACAGUGUUAGACAGAUCAUGAAGUUAAAACUACCCAAUCCAGGGCUGGAGGACAGGAUAUUGUCCCAUCAGCAGCUGGACAAGCUGGAAGAUGAAGAGGCUGGAGACAGACCAAAAUGGAACAACAAGGCCCAAUACAUGCUGACCUGUGUAGGGUUUUGUGUGGGACUUGGAAACGUCUGGAGGUUCCCGUAUCUGUGUCAGAGUCAUGGAGGAGGUGCCUUUAUGAUACCAUUUCUGAUCCUGCUGGUUCUUGAAGGAAUCCCAUUGCUGCAUCUUGAGUUUGCCAUUGGUCAGCGUUUAAGAAGAGGGAGUUUGGGAGUGUGGGCUACGAUCCAUCCUUACUUAACAGGCAUUGGAAUUGCAUCCAUGUGUGUAUCUCUGACGAUCAGUCUCUACUACAACACCAUCAUUGCCUGGAUCAUGUGGUACUUCUUCAACUCAUUUCAAGAGCCUCUGCCUUGGAGUCAGUGUCCCAUAAAUGUCAAUUUAACAGGUCUUGUCCCAGAGUGUGAGAGGAGCUCCUCUGUAGAUUAUUUCUGGUACAGGGAGACUCUGAACACAACACCAGCGUUGGAAGAGUCCGGCGGUCUGCAGUGGUGGAUGCUAUUAUGCCAUAUUUGCGCAUGGUCUGUGCUCUAUAUCUGCAUCAUUCGUGGUAUUGAGACUACUGGGAAGGCUGUGUAUGUGACUUCAACCCUUCCUUAUGUGGUGCUGACAAUAUUUCUGAUCAGAGGAUUGACCCUGAAGGGUUCUUUGAAUGGAGUAAAGUUUCUCUUCACACCAGACUUAACAGAGCUGGCGAAGCCAGCGACAUGGCUUGAUGCGGGUGCUCAGGUUUUCUAUUCCUUCUCUCUGGCUUUCGGUGGUCUCAUUUCCUUCUCCAGCUAUAACUCCGUGCACAACAACUGUGAGCAGGAUGCAGUGAUCAUCUCUAUCAUCAAUGGAAUCACCUCAGUGUAUGCUGCAACUGUCAUUUAUACCAUUAUUGGCUUCAGAGCAACAGAGAGAUUUGACAGCUGCCUGUCUGGAAAUAUCAUAGCAUUGCUCAAUGUGUUUGAGCUUGCUGAGGGCGACAUCACUGACAGCAACUACAAUCAGGUUGUUCAACGUCUUAAUGAAACAUACCCUGAUGUUAUUCAAGGGCUGGACCUAAAGACCUGCGACUUAAAUACUUUUCUCAGUGAGGGAAUUGAAGGAACUGGUUUAGCCUUCAUUGUGUUCACUGAGGCUAUCACCAAGAUGCCCAUCUCACCGGUGUGGGCCGUCCUUUUCUUCAUAAUGCUCUUCUGUCUCGGCCUGUCAUCUAUGUUUGGUAACAUCGAGGGAGUUCUGGUACCACUGCAAGACCUCAAAGUUUUCCCUAAGACAUGGCCCAAAGAGGCUGUAACUGGUGUAACAUGCUUGCUCUGCUGUCUAGUGGGGCUAAUAUUUCUCCAAGGCUCUGGAAACUACUGGCUUUCACUCUUUGACACUUAUGGAGGAUCCAUCCCUCUGCUAGUUGUUGCCUUCUGCGAGAUGAUCUCAGUGGUGUACAUUUAUGGGAUAGACAGGUUCAAUGAUGAUAUAAAGUUCAUGAUUGGACACAAGCCAAACUUCUUCUGGCAGGCAUCAUGGAGAGUCAUCAGCCCACUCAUUAUGUUAUUCAUCUUGGUGUUUUACUUCAUCACUAAAGUUUCUGAAAAGCUCCUUUACAAAGCCUGGGAUCCUGAAUCGGAGAAAUUCCCUACACUGGAGGAAAAGCCAUAUCCUGUCUGGAUCUAUGUGAUCAUCUUUGUACUGGCAGGACUACCCAGUAUCGCUGUACCUUUAGUUGCUGUCUGGAAAUGUUUAAAGACAAAGAAGAAGGAUAGGUCUGACAAAAUUCAAACGAACAAGACCAUAAAAUCUCCAACCUAAUCUU